AUGGAAUCGGAAGAAGCUGGUUCGUCUGGAGCUUCGACGACGCAACCACGUGGUCCUGAUGUCAAUCAGCCGCCUUCAGUUCUGGUACUAGGGAUGGCUGGGUCCGGCAAAACUACUUUUGUGCAGGUGAUUUGAAGAGGAUACCAACUGAAGAUCAAGGAAAUUUUGAGAAAUCUUUAAAAGGUGUUCAAACUUAAAGAUUUUCAGCACUUUGUUGCUUUUAGAGUCGAUUUGAACCUAGAAAAGAGCUCUUAUGAGUUUUAAAGUGCACCAUUGAACCGAAUUCCAUCAAGAACUAUCAUUUAAUUUUCAAAUUGAUCAUUUUUCAGCGACUAACCGCUUACCUACACGCCCGUAACACCCCACCUUAUGUGAUUAAUUUGGAUCCAGCUGUCGCCCAAGUUCCAUAUCCAGUUAAUAUUGACAUUCGCGACACCGUCAAGUACAAGGAGGUAUCCAUUGUGAAAAAUUCCGAAAAAAAUUAGGCGAAAUCAGUUUGAAGUUUUUGAAACGGAAGAAGGCUUUUUUAAAUUUUUUAAUGAGAACAUUGAAUUAUAUAACCUUUUAUUUAUCUGAAAAGGUUUUUUUUUAUCCUCAUGACUUAGCGCAUCUAAUAUUGUUUUGAGACUCUUUCGAAAGUAUUAAUUUUCAUUUUUAGUACACACAGGUUUUGGGUUGGCGGUCCAUACUUAUAGGCUUACAUUUUUUUCUGAUCUUUUCAUGCUCUGAAAAUUAAGCAGAGCAUCAUAUUUCUAUCAUAGGUUAUGAAAGAGUACGGCUUGGGGCCAAACGGCGCCAUCAUCACCUGCCUGAACUUGAUGUGUACUCGAUUCGACCAGGUAAACUUUUAGAAUUUGAAAAAGAGUAUUUUAAUAUAUUUUUAGGUCAUUUCGAUGAUUAAGAAGCGUUCCGACCAGUUUCCAGUUUGUUUAAUAGACACCCCUGGACAAAUUGAGGCUUUCACCUGGAGCGCCAGUGGAUCGAUUAUCACGGAUUCCUUGGCCAGCAGCCAUCCGACGGUUCGGUCUCAAUAUUAAAAAAUGACAGUUAAAAGAGGAAAAGCUGAAAAAAUAACAAGUAAACUCUGAAAAAGCAGAGGCACGGGCAAAGUCCAAAACGAAUUCAUAAAGAAGAGCCUGAAGCUCCUUUUUGAGCUCUUGAAAAGGCAUCAACAAUUUCUAAAAUUCUCCUUUUUUUUUCUCACUUUUUUCCGCUUUUCAACCUUCUCAAAAGGUCUAGAAAUGAAGGCGCCUUGGAAGCCUUUUAGAGGCUUUUUUUCUUUAGAAGCUUUUUUUAAGAACCUUUGAACUUUGCCCUUGGAAAAGAACAAAAUUAGCGUCUUUCCAAAUACAUUUUUUUUAUUGAAAAAUGAAAUUAAUCCCAAGCGAGGCUCUCUACAUUUUUUCUCCCGUGUAUCUGGGUUCUCCUCAAGUUUAUUCAUUUUGAAGUGAAAUUCAAACGCACAAAAUUUUUUCUAAAGCAUAACUUCUUCAACUGAAUCGAAUUGACCUUGUCCAAUUCAAAUUGAGGAAUUUUUUCUAGCCAAGAAAAUGGAUGGUUCAAAAUGUGUCAUGUCACUUAUAUAAGAUUGAACUUCAAAUUUUGUGAGAAAAUUUUUUUUUGUUAAACCUGGAAAAUUUUUCGAUUCCUAGGUCGUAAUUUACGUCGUCGACUCAGCUAGGGCCACAAAUCCCACGACUUUCAUGUCGAAUAUGCUCUACGCCUGUUCAAUUCUCUACAGGACCAAGCUCCCAUUUAUCGUUGUUUUUUUAAUAAGGUACCUCGAAAUUUGAAAAAAAUAAUUUUUCAUCAAAAUUCCAGGCUGACAUUGUGCGGCCAACGUUUGCGUUAAGAUGGAUGACAGAUUUUGAGAGGUUUUUUCGAUUUAAAAAAAUUUAUAGUUAAAAUAAUAUUUUUUUUCAGGUUCGAUGAAGCUUUGGAAGAUUCACGAAGCUCUUAUAUGAACGAUUUGAGUCGCUCUUUGUCCCUUGUACUCGAUGAAUUUUAUUGUGGCUUGAAAACUGGUAGGUCGGGAAAAUUGAACGUUUUUUCUAGUCAAAAAUGAUAGUUUUUGCUUUUUUCGGUAAAAAGAAGGGGUUUUCUUGGUUAUUUUUAAGAAAAAAACAACAUUAUAACACGAAACAGACUUGCUCCGGACGCCCCUGGGCCACUUUAGUAGAUUCAGUACUCUUGAGUGAUCCCUAGAAAUACCCUGAAACGACCGGAGCACGUUCGUUCCGCGUUAAAAAUGUCCGAGUAGUUACCGGGAAGGUUUUUCGAUAAUUAUUUGAAAGACGAAAUGAGAACAUUUUCGGUAAUAAGAAAAUUCGGUUUAGUUUGUGUUUCCUCACUAACUGGAGAAGGCUUCGAUGACGUCAUGAAGGCGGUCGAAGAAUCUGUGGAAAUCUACAAAAAAGAAUACGUUCCGAUGUAUGAGAAGGUCUUAGAAGGAAAACUGAAAAUUGAUGAGGAGGAGAAGAAACGACGUCGUGGAACCGUAAGUUUGGAGGGAUAUUGAAAAAUUAAGCAUUAAUGUCGUCUGAAGAAACUGAAGAAUAAAAAGAAAAUCAAAACUGGAAAAAUCUAUGGUGGAAAUUUUCGAACGUUUUUGCUCUGUUUUACUAGAAGUUCAAACAUUCUACUUUUCAUUCAAACUUUUUUCUUUACUUUUUACAUGAUUUUUCUAUUAAUAUCCACUGUUUUGAUUGUACAUAACUCGGGCAAAAGGGCUCAAAAGCUUUUUUACAUCAUUUUAGGAGCUUUUUUUAGCUCCCUCUUGGGAUCUUCAAAAAAAUUUUCUCAGUUUUACCUAUGAAUCGUUUUUUUAGGCAGAAAAGCCGCUGGUUUCCCUGAGCAAAGACAUCGAAGAGCAUUUGGCGCCGAACAUUGAACAGAUCCAUUUGGGCGGCGUCGAUGAGGAAAACGCUGAAGACGCCGAAAACCUUCAGAGAUGA
This is a messenger RNA of Caenorhabditis auriculariae, 2954 nucleotides long. Lineage: Eukaryota; Metazoa; Nematoda; Chromadorea; Rhabditida; Rhabditidae. The record is from the annotation of a GenBank genome assembly.